Molecule: messenger RNA, 7450 nt
Organism: Anopheles stephensi (Asian malaria mosquito)
Lineage: Eukaryota; Metazoa; Arthropoda; Insecta; Diptera; Culicidae
Gene: arr
Product: low-density lipoprotein receptor-related protein 6
Exons: 5
Coding region: 742-6105 (1787 amino acids)
Molecular function (GO): protein binding
Source: RefSeq, a predicted model, not a curated record
CGCUUUGUAUUUCACCGUACGUCAGUCGCGUCGGAUCGCGUUUAUUUAUCGGGCUUCUUGCUCGGCAGCUUUUCUUUUGCGGUUUUAACGCGCACGCAACAAAAGAUUUCAAUCCUUGAUCCUUGGUGUCUGGUGCACUGCUAGCCGUGCUAAUGUGUUGCAUUUCUAUCCAACUAGCGUAUUAGUGGUUCUCUAAUUUUUCGGUGCUUUUGCGCGGCAUCUGUUCCGGGUUGUGGUGUGGUCGUUGUGGGCUGGAAGAAGCACGCAGACAACCGACGGGUCCGGCAGAACGGAGAUGCCGAAGAUGGCCGCCAGUCGAUCGCGACCGUAAGCAAUUGAUGUUGCUCAAGCAGAGCGUAUAUAGUGCGGCGAGGAGGUCGGUAAACCAGGCCGGAAGAACAGCACGGGGAAGUGCGUAAAAACGGCCACGGAGCUCUGGUUGUUUGGUGUUGAGUGGGGCGUGAAGACAAAUUACACCGGAUCAUCGAUCGGGCGUGCCUUUUGGUGCUGUUAAGUGAUCGCAAGAAGAGUUGCUGCUUUUGGGGGUGAGCGGUUGAUCGUUGUGGUGUUAAAAUUGUACGAAAGGAGAAAAGUGCACAUCCUUCGGGAGCGAAUUGUGUGAGAAGUGUAUAAAAUAGAAGUGUAUUGUGAAGUGGAUCAUAAGCGAAACAAUGUUGAAUCAGAUAAGAGUCCCUUGACGCAGGUGUGUGCGUGUGUGUCUGUGUGUGUGUGGUUGCUUAUAUGUUUAUAUUCAGCAUCCUCGAUCGUGCCAGCUAUGACGAGAUGGGCAAGGUCAAGCUAUGCAAUAGUAGGGAUUUCCUUCGGCCGACCGUUUCGUCCUGCAGGCGGAAACCAUCUGCCCAGACGAAGGAACCAGGACCGAUCAUUACUUCCCGAUCAAACAGCGAUCUACGAAGAGCUCGACGGUCUGCUGUGCCGAUAGCCGCCACCGCCGUAACAAACAUGCCAAAGCGCAGUCCAGCACCACCCAGAAACGGCAAUUGGUUCGUGCUUGCAACACUGCUGCUCGUGUAUUUCAUCGCAGUAGGACUGCUGAACGAUAAUCAAGGUGCAGAUGCAGCAACAGUCACCUUAGAACACUUCGGUUUACCUUCUGGUUCCGAUGCGUCCAGCUCAAUUCUGCUGCUCUUCACCACGUACUACGAUCUGCGCGUGAUAAACGUGUCCGUACAGCCGGCCACGAACACACUCAACUACACGAUGGAUGUCCUGCUGCAGGAUCUCAACGAAGCGUCGGCGAUGGACUUUUACCACGCGCGAGGGCUCGUAUGCUGGACGGAGAACACGCUCGAGGUCAUCCAGUGUGGCCGCACGAACGGUACGCUAAACGUAACGAACAAGACGACUGUGAUAACGGACGGGUUGGACAAACCCGAAGGGCUUGCGAUCGAUUGGUACACGAACAAGCUGUACUGGACGGAUGGGGAGUCGAAUCGAAUCGAGGUGGCGCAGCUAGAACCGCUGGGCGCGGAUGUUCCCGCCACCGGACGGCAACCGAAUGCACGGCUGCAGAAGGUGUUAAUCUGGAGCGAUCUCGAUCAACCGCGGGCGAUCGCACUGGUACCGGCCCGCCGCUACAUGAUCUGGACGGAUUGGGGCGAAAGUCCGAAGAUUGAGCGUGCCAGCAUGGACGGUGAUCCGCAGAGUCGCACGGUGCUGGUGAACGAUAGGAUAUUUUGGCCGAACGGGUUGGCGGUCGAUUUGGGGCAGGAACUGAUCUACUGGGUUGACGGCAAUCAGCGCUUUCUGGACGUGAUGGAUCUGGACGGUGGCAAUCGGCGGACGCUUGUGCGCGAUCUUGACUACCCGUACAGCCUAACGUUCACAUCCAAUUUCCUGUUCUGGACGGACUGGAAGGAUGGAACGUUACACUAUUACGACAUCCAGCGCAAUCAGCGCAAAGAGUUGCUGCGCAAGACGGAAGUUCCGAUCACGGUGCAUGCUUGGGACGGACGAUUGCAGCCAGAGGCAGAGACUGAUUCGGCAAACCCUUGCCGGCGUAACAAUGGCAACUGUUCCCAUCUGUGCCUGCUGUCAACGGUAGCACCGGCCGGGUAUAGCUGUGCCUGCCCUACCGGAAUCAAACUGCUCACCGCUACACAGUGUGCCGAUGGUCCGCAGGACAUGCUGUUCGUGGUGCAGCGUUCCCAUAUCAACAGGAUAUCGCUCGAUUCUCCGGACUACUCGAUUGUACCGUUGCCGGCCGGUAAGCUGCGAUACGCCAUCGCUAUCGAUUACGAUCCGGUAGAAAACUAUGUGUAUUGGUCGGAUAAGGAGGAGAGCGCCAUUAAGCGGGCCCGUGCCGAUGGGAUGGGUGGUCCCGCGGAGGAGGUCGUUACCGCCGAAAUACAAGCACCCGAUGGGCUGGCGAUCGAUUGGCUGGCACGCAAUCUGUACUGGACGGACACGGGCACGGAUCGGAUACAGGUAUGCCGUCUCGAUGGUUCCUUCCGGCGCGUGCUCAUCUACGACAAUCUGGUAGAGCCACGAGCGAUCGCGUUGGCGCCCACCCUCGGCUGGAUGUUUUGGAGCGAUUGGGGUGCCAAGGAACCGAAAAUUGAGCGUGCCUCGCUGGACGGAACCGAGCGGGUACUUAUCGUGUCGCAAAAUCUGAUCUGGCCCAAUGGCAUUGCGCUGGAUGUGGAGGCACGGAAGAUCUACUGGUGCGAUGCAAAGGCGGACACGAUCGAGGUAGCGAACAUGGACGGAUCGGGACGGAAUACGAUCCUCUCCGACAAUCUGCCGCACGUGUUUGGGCUGAGCCUGCUCGGUGACUACCUGUACUGGACGGAUUGGCAGCGACGAUCGAUUGACCGGGCGCAUAAGCUGACCGGUGCGGAUCGGACGACCAUCGGGGAGAACAUUGCCGAGCUGAUGGGCCUCAAAGUGACGCGGUUGCACCAGGUGCAGGGUACGAAUCCGUGUGCCGUAGGGAACGGUGGCUGUUCGCAGCUUUGUUUGAACCGGCCGCGCGAUUACGUUUGCCGCUGCCAGCUUGACUACGAGCUCGGACGUGACAAUCGGACGUGUUUGGUGCCGGCCGCGUUCCUGCUGUUCUCGAACCAUGGCAGUAUUGGGCGCCUUUCGAUCGAUAGCCACAACCACGCGGACUAUGCGCCGUUUCGGAAUGUAGUUGACGCGCAUUACCUUGACGUGGACGUAGCCGACAGGCGCAUUUAUUGGGUGAGCCAGAAGCAGAAGUACAUUUCGCGUGCCUACAUUAACGGUUCGGAUGUGCAGCGCAUCGUGGAGACGGGAUUGAUGCAGCCGGAAGGUAUCGCUGUCGAUUGGCUGGCGCACAACGUGUACUGGACGGAUGCGGAUGCGCGUCGCAUCGAGGUCGCCCGGCUGGAUGGCAGCAGUCGCCGCAUUCUGAUCUGGAAGGGAAUCGAGGAGCCGAAAAAUCUGAUUCUCGAACCCCGCAAAGGCCUAAUGUACUGGACCGAAUGGCCCUCGGAUUCGAUUCGCCGGGCGGCAAUGGAUGGCGGUGAUCUGUUGACGAUCAUUUCCGGUGCUAACCAUGCGAUCGGUUUAACGCUCGAUCCGGAUACGCGCCGGUUGUACUGGGCGCGCCAGACUUCGCCCACCGGCAUCGAAAGUGCUGACUGGGACGGUAAACGGCGGACACGGUUAGUGAUGGCGGACGCCGCCGACAGCAAUCGGUUCGUGCCGGUAGCCCUGACCAUCUACCAGGAUUGGGUGUACUGGGCCGAUUGGACGACGGACGAGAUUGGGCGGGCGAACAAGACCACCGGCGACAAUCGAACGAUCGUACACUCGAACCUGAAGUAUACGUACGCACUGCUCGCCUUCCAUGCCGGUCGUCAGUCGGGCUCGAACCAGUGUCGCACCAACAAUGGCGGAUGCACGCAUCUCUGCCUGGCGCAGGGCCAGCGCAAGAUGACCUGUGCCUGUCCGACGCAUUACACGCUGAACGCUAAUCGAGUGUCCUGCAGUCCACCGCGCAACUACAUCAUCUUCAGCCAGCGGAAUUCGUUUGGACGGUUCGUACCGAAUACGGUCGACUCGCCCGACAUCCCGCUGCCGGUGACGGGCAAAAACAUACGGGCCGUCGAGUAUGACGUCUUGACGCGCCACAUCUACUGGAUUGACGGACGUGGUCCAAUCAUUAGACGAGCUUUCGAUAAUGGCACGAACGCGAAAGUGUCGAUCAAUCCAACCUCCUCUCCGUUCGACAUGGCAAUAGAUCCGAUCGGUCGGCUACUCUUUUGGAGCUGUUCACACACAAACACCAUCAAUAUAACGACAUUGGAUGGAAACAUCGCCAGCAUCGGAAAUGUGGAUAUUGGCCGGACGGAGAAACCACGCAGCCUGGCACUGCACCCAAUGAAGCGGCUGUUGUUCUGGACGGACGUCGGAUCGGCCCAGUCGAUUACGCGCGCCAAGCUGGACGGUUCGCAGCGUGUCGAGCUGAUCACGAAGCUGGAAGGCAUACAGGCGCUGGCGCUUGAUCCGCAGCUGAAUCGUUUGUUUUAUGCCCACGGCAAGCGCAUCGACACAAUGGAUAUUAAUGGACAGGAUGUACGAACGUUGGUUGCGGAACACAUCAGCAUGGUAUCGUCGAUUGCAGCACUGGAAGGUUUCAUCUACUGGCUCGACGAGCGACCGGUGAUGGAGCGCAUUUCGGUACUGGGCGACAAUCGGCGGGUCGAGAUCCACAAGAACCCGCACAUGACGGACAUCGUAGCGGUGUGGACACCGGACGAGCGUGCACUGCGCAAUCACACCUGCAACACGGCCCGUGCUGAGUGCAGCCACAUCUGCAUCGGAUCGCCCGAUGAUGCACCGAGCGAGCAUGUGUGCGCUUGUCCGCAAGGUUUGAUGCUGCUGAAGGAUCGGCGUAGUUGCGGCGAGCAACCGAUCUGUGGCCCGGAUCACUUUACCUGUGCCGCGCCGAGCGAGCUGGCCGAUCGGGACGGCAACAAGGAGUGUAUACCGUCGUCCUGGCGGUGCGACGGCCAGAAGGAUUGCCCGGACCGUUCGGACGAGAUGGACUGUCCGACGUGCCGCGGUGAUCAGUUCAAGUGUCAGUCUGGCGAAUGCAUCGACAAGCAUCUGGUGUGCGAUGGGACGACCCAGUGCUUGGAUGGGUACGAUGAAGCGGUUUGCUGCAAGAACCCGGAAGAUUUCCAGUGCCCAACCAGUAAGGUGUGCAUCUCGUUUCACAACGUGUGCGACGGCGACGAGCACUGUGCGAAGGGUGAGGAUGAAGCGCCGGAGAUAUGUAGCGAGUACGGCAAUCGCCGGAUGACACCGAGCUCGAGCAAGAUCACGCUGCUGAUCGUCGUGGUGACGGCGGUGGCGGUCGUAUUUCUGGUCGUCUACCUGCUGCAAACGUUCCGCACCCGGUUCGGUACCGGUGGCGGUGGUCUCGAGCCGAAGGAGUGUGACCAGGCGGCCGCACCACUGUCCCCGGGUGGGCUGAACAAGAACAUACGCGUUUCGAAGCUGGCGUCCGUGGCGGAUGCGGUCCGUAUGUCCACGCUGAACAGUCGCGCUAGUGGGGGCAGCUAUGACCGCAAUCACAUCACCGGUGCCAGCAGUUCCACCACCAACGGCAGUAGCCUGAUCGGGUAUCCGCUCAAUCCACCACCAUCGCCGGCAACGACAGCCGGUUCGACGGGACGCUACUGCAACAGUAGCUAUCAUCCGUACAAGCACUACAAGAUCAUUAAUCAGCCGCCACCGCCAACACCAUGCUCGACGGACGCGUGCGACGAGAGUGAUUCGAACUACACCAGCAAAAGCAACCGCAGCCAGCGGUGUGGCGGUGGGCAUGGGUCCGGUACGACCGGCGGUGGCACUAGCAGCUCGGUCGGUAGUGGCAGCGGACGCCACGGGCACGAGGGGCGUGGUUCGCUGGCGGGAAAGUACAAGGAGCGUUGCUACGAUCCGGAACCGUACCCACCACCACCGACGCCCCGUUCCCACUAUCACAGUGAUAUUGGUGGCAUGUUGCCGGAAAGCUGUCCACCAUCGCCGAGCUCCCGCAGUUCGACCUAUUUCUCACCCCUGCCUCCGCCACCCUCACCGGUGCCUUCGCCCUCUCGAGGGUUCUCGUAGCAGUUAAAGAACGGAGACGACGACGAGGAUGAGGAGGAGGAAGAUGAGGAGGACAGAGAGCCGGAAGAGGAAGAUGAGGAUGAAGCAGUGUACGGUGGUGGUUCGUUUCCCGCACUGGCACAGGAACCCAUCGUCAGAAGAUAGAAACCGGCCGGCGUAGCAUCUUCCGUGUGUGCCAUUCGCCAGGUUUGUGGGGCGAAGGAUAGCCGUCGUCGUCGUCGUCUCCCGCUAGUUUGUAAGGUUUGUACACACCUAGCUAGUUUAAUAGGAACUGUAGGAAAUCGUUAUCGUUCUAAACCCCCCCCCCUCCCCUCCCCCUUCUCCACCUACCUUUCCUCGCCCCACGUAACAUGAAUGCCAACAGAAAGUGCCUCCAAAAUCGCCGUUAAGAACUAAACUAACUACCGUAAGCCGCCAUAACCAAAAAAGGUGUAAGUCGUGUGUGUGUAUGUAUGUAUGUAAGUGUGUGUGCUGCUUUAGCUUUAAAAAUCUCUGCAACAUUCGUCACCCUCACUGAGGGUGGGUGGGCGAUUAUGUGUUCAUCCCCCAUCUUGUACAUACCGUAUCCGCUACUAAGCUCAUGUGCAUUCAUUAGUUGUGUGCGUCUCGACCCCUUUUUCGGACUUUGACAGCAAAAAGCAAAAUUCCCCACCCAGGGUCAAUUAUCCAGUCUUCCAGAUGGUGUGCCUAAGCGAUGGGAAAAUUCAUUUUGUACCGGCAAACCAACCGUACGAGAGCGUUUUUCAAAAAGAUAGCAACGAAUGGAGGAUCUGUUUUAUGAUCGAUCGAAACGCAGCUAUAGUGCGGGGGGGAAAAAACCCCCCCGGGGUAGUAGAUUCCCAGUGAGAUAGGUGGUAUCGUUUUGUUAGUUGCUGCUGGCUGAAUAAGACUGACCUGUCCUUCUUUGCUCGAAGGACAUUCGCCUGCUGUUCGAUACCUUCCUUCCCCGUGGUACAAAAUGGAAACGAGAUUGUGUUUAGCUUCCCACUAAUCCCACUAAAUGUGUGUCUCCGAACGAUAUUAGAGAAUUGUAGGCGUAAUACAGGACGAUCGUGAGUAGCAUCAAGUAUCCACGCAGAAGGAUAUGCCUUAUAAUGCAUUUUUAAAUGAGAUUGUUUCCGGAAAAGUGCAUUCAUUACAGAUAACUAAUUUUUUGAAGCAUUUAGAAGAGAGAAUAUAUCAUCGCCGUUAGGGAAGUAGUGCCUUGCUGUUUGGCCUUCUACUUCUUUCUGUUUUGUUUACGUUAAGUAUUGACUCAAAUUAUGUCCUGUACAUAUUGUACCAACGAUACCAGAAACCCAUCACCAUGUAAUAAAACAGUGGUAUGGUAAUGAAAAACAGAAAA